Molecule: messenger RNA, 247 nt
Organism: Dentiscutata erythropus
Lineage: Eukaryota; Fungi; Glomeromycota; Glomeromycetes; Diversisporales; Gigasporaceae
Source: the annotation of a GenBank genome assembly
GAAAUUUUUCAAAGGUGUAACUUAUGAAAUGAUUGAACUUAGUCAGGGUCAGUUCCAACUAUCUAAUAAUCCACCUUAUUAUUUAUUUAGAAAUGAUAUUCCGACCAAUCUUUAUGGAACUUCAAAUGGUUGUUGGCAAAGAUUUCUCAAUGACUUCAUUUUUGGUGGAAUUUGGUCUAUUCUGCAGGCUGUAGCAGAUAAAAAUGGCUUGGUGUCUAUUUGGACCGGAAAUUACACUGAUGACUAA